ACAUCACACGACCAAUCAGUCGUGGUUUGUGUGACCAACAAUUCGCGAACGUUGCUGUCACCAGCAGCAACACUUCCGGGUUUGAAGAACGAUGCUGUGUCGUGAAACAGUGAUGUUUCUUUUAAAGCAACAAAUGUACCUGUGUUAGUGUAGAGAUUUGAAGUGAUUGAUUUUUUUUGUAUCGUUUUGUUUCAUAAUGGGUUUACUGACGAUACUAAAGAAGCUAAAACAUAAGGAAAGAGAGAUGAGGCUACUGAUGCUUGGCCUGGACAAUGCAGGAAAAACAACAAUACUGAAGAAAUUUAAUGGCGAAGAUAUCAGCACAAUCUCUCCCACGUUAGGAUUCAACAUAAAGACACUAGAGCACAAAGGGUUCAAGUUGAACAUCUGGGAUGUGGGGGGUCAGAAGUCACUGCGGUCGUACUGGAGGAAUUAUUUUGAGAGCACAGAUGGACUGGUGUGGGUGGUGGACAGUGCAGACAGACUGAGACUGGAGGACUGUAGGAAGGAACUCAGUGCACUUUUACUGGAGGAGAGACUUGCAGGAGCUACACUCCUAGUGUUUGCCAACAAACAGGAUUUGCCUGGUGCUUUAUCUAAGGAUGCCAUCAGAGAGACGUUGGCUCUGGAUGAGAUUAAGACACAUCACUGGUGUAUAGUUGGCUGCAGUGCAGUGACUGGAGCGAACCUCCUGACAGGUGUAGACUGGCUCUUGGAUGACAUUGCAGCUCGGAUUUUUACAGCAGACUGAAAGCAGCCCCCGUUCACUAUUGCAUGUUAAUAGAUUUCUUUCUGAUUAACAGUGCAACCCCUUUGUGUACUUUAGCCUCAUGUCUCUAACCCACAUGAAGUUGAGCAUUGAUCACAUUCAGAAAUCGAGUUUUCAAAUUGUGCUUUUCAGUAGUUGUUGAAAUAUUCAUGUUUACAGCAGUUAAUGCUUAAACUGUUGCAGAAGUACAAUGUUUGCUGCUCAUGCUUUCAGAAGUGUACUUGUUUAUCAUUUCAAAAUAAAUUUUUGAAGACUC
Tachysurus fulvidraco (yellow catfish) is the source of this 1025-nucleotide messenger RNA. It is a transcript of the gene arl2, whose product is annotated as ADP-ribosylation factor-like 2. Gene Ontology annotation, molecular function: GTPase activity; GTP binding. The transcript has 5 exons. Gene Ontology annotation, cellular component: cytoplasm; microtubule cytoskeleton. NCBI's taxonomy places the organism in Eukaryota, Metazoa, Chordata, Actinopteri, Siluriformes, Bagridae. Gene Ontology annotation, biological process: protein folding. The record is from RefSeq and is a predicted model, not a curated record. Bases 197 to 751 code for a protein of 184 amino acids.